Molecule: messenger RNA, 699 nt
Organism: Nerophis lumbriciformis (worm pipefish)
Lineage: Eukaryota; Metazoa; Chordata; Actinopteri; Syngnathiformes; Syngnathidae
Source: RefSeq, a predicted model, not a curated record
AUGGACAUGUUUUGCGAGGAAAAACUGAAGGUUCCAUUUGGAACGAAAUAUUUGGAGGCUGCGUUGUGUCGUCCUACCUCCUCAGAACAUCACAUUUACACAGCUGUCAUACUGACCCAUGGAGCUGGUGGAGACAUGAACUUCAAACAUCUUGUUUCUUUGGCACACGCUUUGGCCUCAAAGGGCUACUUGUGUCUCCGAUUCACAUGCAAAGGUUUAAAUCUGGCCUGUAGAGUCAAGGCUUACCAUGCAGUGUGGGACUACUUGAAAUCAAUGCCAAACUUGAUCAUUAAGCACAUAUUCCUUGGAGGCAGGUCAAUGGGUUGCCGUGCUGCCACCGCCCUGGCCAAACGGCUAUGCGACGAAUCAGAAGGUGCCGUGCAGGGUCUCGUCUGUUUGUCCUUCCCCCUGCACCCCCCAGGACAGACUCACGACCAUCAAAAGCGCAGUGAAGAUCUUCGGGGACUCUCUGAAAGCAUGGCAGUUCUCUUUGUUUCAGGCACAGAAGACAACAUGUGUGAUAGGGUUCUUCUUGAGGGAACAGUAAAAGAGAUGAAUGCCCAAGUGGAGGUUUUCUGGGUGAGUGGAGGAAGUCAUGGCUUGAAAGUGUCGGGUAGGUCAGAGGAGUCAAUAUUAGAGGAGUUGAACGCUCAUGUUAUAACCUGGCUCACAAAAUGGGAAACAGAGACAAAACAUUAG